Messenger RNA from Cynocephalus volans (Philippine flying lemur), 1985 nucleotides. RefSeq names its product ethylmalonyl-CoA decarboxylase 1 (gene ECHDC1). Gene Ontology annotation, cellular component: cytosol. Lineage: Eukaryota; Metazoa; Chordata; Mammalia; Dermoptera; Cynocephalidae. The transcript has 6 exons. Gene Ontology annotation, molecular function: catalytic activity. The coding region runs from base 221 to 1126 and encodes 301 amino acids. The record is from RefSeq and is a predicted model, not a curated record. Gene Ontology annotation, biological process: fatty acid beta-oxidation.
GGGGCGCCGAGGAGAAGGAGGACGUGGAGGAGCGCAGGGUGGACGCGGGAAGAGGGAGAGGGUCUGGGGAAAGGAAAGAAAACGAGGAAAGCGGAAGGAGGUGCAGCGGAGCGGAAGAGGGUGGCGGGACAGCGGAAAAGGAAGUCCCCUCCGCCGCCGCCUCCACGGCUGUGUGGCCGUAGGGUCUGGCCCUAACGCUACACUUGAAGUGUCAUCAGAAAUGGCAACAAGUCUUUUGAAGACACCAUCUCUCUCUGUGAGGACAAGAUUGCUACAUCCAACGGGAUUGUCAAUUUAUAAUACAUUGCAUGGCUUCAGUGAGGGAGAAGUAAAGAAAAAACUUCAACAGUUUUCUGGUGGAUCCAUUGACCUUCAGAAGGAAGACAAUGGCAUUGGCAUUCUUACUCUGAACAAUCCAAGUAAAAUGAAUGCCUUCUCAGGUGUUAUGAUGCUACAACUUCUGGAAAAAGUGAUUGAAUUAGAAAAUUGGGCAGAGGGGAAAGGCCUCAUUGUCCGAGGAGCAAAAAAUACUUUCUCUUCAGGAUCUGAUCUGAAUGCUGUGAAAGCAUUAGGAACUCCAGAGGAUGGAAUGGCCUUAUGUAUGUUCAUGCAAAACACCUUAACGAGAUUUAUGAGACUUCCUUUAAUAAGUGUUGCCCUGGUUCAGGGGCGAGCAUUGGGUGGAGGAGCAGAAUUUACUACAGCAUGUGAUUUCAGGUUAAUGACUCCAGAGAGUGAGAUCAGAUUUGUCCACAAGGAGAUGGGUAUAAUACCAAGCUGGGGUGGCACUUCCCGGCUGGUAGAAAUAAUCGGAAGUAGACAAACUCUCAAAGUGUUAAGUGGGUCCCUCAAACUGGACUCACAAAAAGCUUUAAACAUAGGAAUGGUCGAAGAGGUCUUGCAGUCUUCAGAUGAAACUAAAUCUCUAGAAGAGGCAAAAGAGUGGCUAAAGCAGUUCAUCAAAGGGCCACCGGAAGUAAUCCGAGCUUUGAAAAAAUGUGUUUCUUCAGGCAAAGAGCUAUGUUUAGAGGAGGCAUUACAGAACGAGAGAGAUCUUUUGGGAACGGUUUGGGGUGGACCCGCAAAUCUAGAGGCUGUAGCCAGGAAAGGAAAAUUUAAUAAAUAAUGUUUUUAAAAAUACUAAUGUACAAGUAAAGCUCCAAUGAUUAAUAUGUAUAAAAGUUAAAUGAUAUUAAAUAUGCACAUCAGAAUGACUUUGAAGGCUACUACUAGUAUUCAAAUUUGUUUUUAAUAGUUUUUUGAAUAUCUGAACUCAUUGACCUAGUUUUUUACCAAAUAAUCAUUUGGGUAUCCACCAAGUAAUCUAGAACAUUUGGCUAAAAUAUACAACGCUUUUGGCUUAAAAAUUAUUGCUAUCAAUUUCUACAUUCCUGUAGUAGUUCUUAGCUUAUAACCAAAGAUCAGUGUUUAAAAGGAAAAGCUUCUACACAAAACCUAUUCCUUGGGUUAUUUUUCAUAAGAUUUUUGUUCUGUCUUACCUGGAAAUAAUUUACAAAAAUAACUGCCUGAACCUUGGAGUUGAAGAACAAAAGUGGAGAGGGAUCAGGGGACAAGAAAAUAAAAGUUAUGAUCAAUCAUUUUCUUCUGUUCCAAGCUGCUGGAAUAAAAGUCAUGGGAAAUAGCCCUUCAUUUAAAAAAAAAUAUACCCUAUUAACGCUCUACAAAUUUGGAGGCUAAUUUGAUGUUUUCUAUUAGUUUUCUAUUUUAAAUAACCUACUAGUGAAAGCCAUAAUAGGGAAAGUCAACUGACUCUACAAAUUUGCCAUUCGUGUGACCUGGGAUUUCCAAACUAGUAAUAAAUACUACUGCCAUUGUGGUUUUAAAAUUUGAAACUACUCAAAGGGACUCAUGAAGUAUCCUGCAACAUAAAUUUGCAUUUUACAUCAGAUUUCUAUCUUUUUCCUGAAAAACAGCUAACCAUUCUCCUUUUAUAACGAGGUAUCUUUUAAAAGUUAAUUUAAUAA